AUGUACCACUAUUCUGUCCCUCCGCAGGGAUAUGUCCGCUAUAACUACAAUACGUCAGCAACAACCUCGCCCUCAGGAUCGCCUCAACCCAUUCCGCACUACUCUUACUGGGUACCACCGCAGUAUCAAUCACCAACCACAUCACCAAAGUCUACAAAGCGACAUUCGCGCAAACAAAGCUACACCUACCCACAAGGCCCAGGAGGAUGGCACUCUCCAGCAGGAUACCCAUCCCAAAGCUAUUACGCUACCAGGCCAGACUACCAGUCGCCACCGGUAUACCAGGACCAUGUGCCUGCUCAAGAGAAAGCCUCUGACUCACAAAAGACACGAGCGCGCCGGCCAUCGGAGUCUAGACCGUCGACGGCAAAACCAGCAAAAGCGGCGCCGCCACCACGCGAGGCAACAGCAGCUGAUGCAGCCAAACACCGAAUACCUGCUGGGUAUUCGCUGAAAAACUGGGAUCCCACUGAGUCACCGGUCCUGCUACUUGGGAGCGUCUUUGAUGCUAAUUCGCUCGGUAAAUGGAUCUAUGACUGGACCGUUUUCCACCAUGGACCACAAACACCGAUGUCUGAGGUAGCGGGCGAUCUCUGGUUGCUGCUCAUCAAGCUAGCCUGCAAGAUGAAGAGAGCUGAUGAAUGUUUGCCACGAGUCAGGUAUUCUGAUAACCGGGAAACAAUCAAGGAUUUCCUGGCGGGUGGCGACCGACUAUGGGCGCGCUUCAAGAAACUUCUGAAGAUCUGCGAAGACUACAUGUGGAAGGUGGCGAGGAAGGAAGGAGCGAAAGGAUCUGUGAAAAUGGGGAAAAACAGCGGCUGCGAGUUUGUCGAUUCCAUCUUCGGAAGAGACAGGGAACUGGAGGAAACGGAGAGCCUGAUGCAAGGUAUCAGGCUAUGGAAUAUGCGUUUUGACGCAAACUGCGAGGAGAUCUUACGCCGUCCGUCGGCCGCCUAG
Letharia lupina is the source of this 957-nucleotide messenger RNA. RefSeq lists its product as uncharacterized. The record is from RefSeq and is a predicted model, not a curated record. Lineage: Eukaryota; Fungi; Ascomycota; Lecanoromycetes; Lecanorales; Parmeliaceae. The transcript has 2 exons. The coding region runs from base 1 to 957 and encodes 318 amino acids.